Perkinsus marinus ATCC 50983 is the source of this 219-nucleotide messenger RNA. RefSeq lists its product as hypothetical. Lineage: Eukaryota; Perkinsozoa; Perkinsida; Perkinsidae. Bases 1 to 219 code for a protein of 72 amino acids. The transcript is spliced from 2 exons. The record is from RefSeq and is a predicted model, not a curated record.
AUGAUGUCGUAUGCCUUGUCGAUUCAGAAGCUCAAUGAUCGCAUUGCUCGUCUUGAGCUGACGGCCAAUGAGGUCGCUGAGAAGUACAAGGAUGUGGAGACACGCCUCCUUCACCAACUAGCGAUCACUGAUACCCAGAAGGUCCCCAGCUGGGACAUGUUCACAGUGGCUAUCAUUGUCCUACUUGCAGGGUCGGGGUACACCGCGAGUCUGUCGUGA